CUCUCACAUUUUUUUCGAAAAAUGAGUACUCACUGACUCUUCUAUCGUAGAACAGAAGUGUUGGACGCAUACUUAACAUAUUUAACCUGAGAUCGCCUGCUUCCUUCAUCAUGAAAGAUGCGGAGUUCGCACACGGCUUGGAACAAUUCGCUAUUUGUCUGCACGACCAUUUGUGCCGGUCAAAUCCUGGCCUAAACAUCAUCUACUCCCCAUUGUCCAUUCAGAUCUCUGCGGCCAUGCUGCGGAUGGGAACGACGGAGGGAUCGGUCACAGCUAAGGAGAUGGACGACGGGCUCCAAUUCGUCGGGUUAGAUGCUCGGGAAGUAGCUGAAAGCUUUGGUGUCGUCCUCAAGUCCUAUGACCAGUGCCCGGUUCUUAAAAUGGCCAAUGGUCUCUAUGUUAUGAAGGGUCUCCAAGUUGAUGAGCAGUUUGGCCACAUUCUAGAGCAGAAGUUUCUCUCCAAGCCAAUGGAGAUUGACUUUGGCAGCGAGCAGGCUGCCAGCAUAAUCAACAAAUGGGUAGAGUCACAGACCAACAACCUGAUCAAGGACAUAAUCGGUCCAAGAGUUCUAACCAAGGACUCGCGGCUGUGCCUCGUAAACGGUAUUCACUUCAAGGGAGAGUGGUCAAUCAGAUUCAAUGAAAGAGACACCCAAGAAGAGGAUUUCUUCGGAUCGGAUAAACCUAGUAGAGUGAGAAUGAUGCACGUGUGCGAGAAGUUCUUUUUUGCCGUACUUCCCAAGUUCGAAGCCACUGCCCUCAGAAUGAAUUACAGUGCCUGUAAUUUGGCCAUGAUCAUUUUACUACCGGAUGAAAAGUCGAAUCUCACGAGCCUCGAAAAGAAACUCAGUGAUAUUUCCCUAGAGGCAUUGUCAUCGGCAAUGAAUCUGGAAAAAGUUGAUGUGAAGAUUCCCACCUUUACAGCCGAGUUCCAGCAAGAACUAUCCCAGGUCUUCAUGUCGAUGGGCAUGAACCGAAUAUUCAGUGGUCAGGCAGAGCUUGGAGGAAUGCUGCAAUCCGAGGAAAGCCUUUUUGUCUCCAAGAUCGUCCACAAAGCAUUCAUCGAGGUUAACGAAGUGGGCACUGAAGCUGCAGCCGCAACGGCUGCGGUUGCCACAUUUAGAAGCAUGCCUGCGCGCGAGGUACCUCCAAAGGUAUUCCACGCUAAUAGACCUUUCUUCUAUGCCAUAAAGGACAACACUCAUGGCCUUCUAUUUGCCGGUCAUUUUAUCACUACCAAUGAUGAGAAACCUGAAAAAUGUAACAGAUGUAUCUAAAUGCAUCGUCCUAAAAUAUCUUUGGCGUGCGAAAAAGUUAACGAAUAAAUUGUUAAACAUUUUUCAUUUGACACAUUAAAUGUGUAAGAAUGAUCUUAACAUAAACAUAAAAUAAAUCUGCCUUUGAAGGUAUAUAAAUGAUGGGUGCUUUUGGAUUCUAUUGACUCAUUCUCC
Messenger RNA from Drosophila simulans, 1451 nucleotides. RefSeq names its product ovalbumin-related protein X. The record is from RefSeq and is a predicted model, not a curated record. The transcript has 3 exons. Gene Ontology annotation, molecular function: serine-type endopeptidase inhibitor activity. NCBI's taxonomy places the organism in Eukaryota, Metazoa, Arthropoda, Insecta, Diptera, Drosophilidae. The coding region runs from base 111 to 1277 and encodes 388 amino acids.